Molecule: messenger RNA, 546 nt
Organism: Nannospalax galili (Upper Galilee mountains blind mole rat)
Lineage: Eukaryota; Metazoa; Chordata; Mammalia; Rodentia; Spalacidae
Product: keratin, type II microfibrillar, component 7C-like
Exons: 5
Coding region: 1-546 (181 amino acids)
Biological process (GO): keratinization; intermediate filament organization
Cellular component (GO): keratin filament
Molecular function (GO): structural constituent of skin epidermis
Source: RefSeq, a predicted model, not a curated record
AUGUGCGAGGAGAUGAAGGCUGUUGUGCAGAAACACAUGCAGAGCCGGAGGCACAGCAAGGAGGCCCUGAACAGGCUUAACCAGGCCAUCCAGCAGCUGAAGGUGGAGGUGGGUGGUGCUAAGAGUCAGCCCUGUGAACUAGAGAAAGUCAAAGACCUGGAGGUUCUACAGGAGGACGUGGCCUCAGGUAGUGCCAAGGGCAAGCUGGCUUGGCUGGAGGCUGCCCUGAAGCAGGCCAAGCAGGCCAUGGCACGGCAGCUGUGUGAGUACCAGGAGCUCAUGACUGUCAAGCUGGGUCUGGAUUUGGAGAUCGCCGCCUACCGCAGGCUGUUGGAGGGCGAAGAGCAGAGGCUUGGUCUGGGAUUGGGGGCAGGGAGCAUGGCCCCAGGCAGUGAUGCCUCUGGAGGGCCAGGCCUGGCCUCUGUCUCUGCCUGCCUGCUGGCGCCGCCUGGAGACUGUUCUCGUUGCCUGGACGCGAGCGCCCCCGGCGGCAGGUGCGCGCUCUGCGGCUCCGCGGACUGUGUCGGGGACUUCAGUGAAUGUUGA